AUGUGGCAACGAGGUGUUAUUAUGAAUAUUACAAAUAAUGGGAUUUUUAUAUCCACCCAUGAUGAUGUGAGUCACAAAUUUAUUUAUUAAAAAAUAUUUUUUUUUGUUUUAUUUUUAGACAGCGAUUAUGCCACAUCGACUGAAUCAGAACUAUCAAAUCGGGGAUUGUAUAGAAUUUGAAGGAAAAGAUCGAAAUAUUUUGUCCUCGAGAAAAUGCGAAAGAUUUGUUGAUUUUCAAAUGAAAAGAAAUGGUAAAUCGAUUUGCCUGAUUUGCGAUGUUAUCGAUAUCACAUGGAAAAAUGUGGCAAGAUGGGGGAAGAAUGUGAGAGUUAUCAAAACAAAUUUCAUCGAGGUUCGCAAUUUUUUACAUACAUAUUGUCCGUUUGGAAAUGAGAGUCACCCCGCGAAAAAAUAAAUUUGAAUUUGCUGCUGGAGACGCAGACAGCGAGAGAGCGCGCUGGCAAACAGCCAACGGGGGUUUUGUAUGGGAAAGCGACCGCAACGCACACGCAUCGCGGGGGUAGGGGGAAAUUGGAGAUUUUCCCAAAUUCAAAUUUAUUUUUUCGCGGGGUGACACUCAUUUCCAAACGGACAAUAUUAUCCUCAAAAUUUUUAAAUUUUUAAUAUUCAGGAAGUUUACGAAGCGCCAAAUAAUUCAGCAACCGGUCCCCUUUCAAAUGAUGCUUUACUAAAUUCAAAGGUUUCAAUUGCGAGAGCUUGCGGAGAUGAUAAACAAUAUUAUUGGCAUGUUGUUGGUGUAUUUCAAAAUGCGAAAAAGAAAGAAGUUACCGAAAAUUCCGAGCGAAUUCAAUAUAAAGGACUAAUUUGCACGUUUGGUGUGCUAACUGAUGUCAAAGAUGAAUUGUAUAUUUGGAUACCUUUUAGAAAUGGGAGAGAUGUUAUGCUUCCAGUUAAUUUAAGGAAAAAUAUAGGAAGAGAUGAAUAUAUUGGAAAAUGGGUCACGUUUUCAAUGAAACAUCACCUUUUUCUUGAUGAAGAUAGUGAUGUUCGAAUAAUUGAAGAUGUUUUUCCAACUAGGAAACGAGCUGACAAUUAUGAGGUAUUCAGAAUAGCUGACGUUUAUUUAGAAUCCAUAGAUUUACAGAUCAAGGUGCCGUGCAUAUUUGAUUUGAAAUGUCAGACGAGCAAAGUUUCUGAACUGUUCAGUGAUGUUUGUGGAACGAUUAUUGAUCCGGCGAAAAUCUUGGGUAAUAUGUAUUUACGAGAUUUUUUUCUCACAUAGAAAAAAAGUUUUAGAUAAGUUCAAACGGUUGUACAAUUUUCGAGAAGAAUUAUGGGUCGCUUAUCAAUUUAUCGAUAAAUCUAGGAACAUCAGAUUCUUCUUGUCGGAUGAGCAAGAUUCUUGGAGAGAAAGAUCGCCGGAAAGAUCGAGAAAUUCACAAUAUGAUCUUGGAAACCUCAAAAUCACUAGAUAUUUCAAUGAUGUUCCAGAGGCUCCUGGAUCUUCAGCUUCAUCGUCUUCAAAAUUGCAAAAAGAAGAGGAGGAGGAAUACAACGAAGAUUUGGAGAAUGUAAGGAGGAAUUUGAAAAGAGUUAAGACGAGAAUCGAAUAUCUGACGGAAAAUGGAAUGGAAAUUCCAGAAAAACUUGUGCUUGAAAUGGCGAAUUUGGUGAGCGAAGAGAGGAAAUUAGCAAAAGAAACAUCUUCGAAUUCCUCGAGAAUCGAUUUGAAAAAUUAUCAAAGAUUAGCCACAUUACUUCGAGAUAUGCUAAGAUCUCAAAGGGUUCGAGAAGAAAUGGAAUCAUGGAAUCGAGAAGGAAUGAAUGAAAUAGCUAAACUUAUGUCUGAUAUGUGA
This is a messenger RNA of Caenorhabditis angaria, 1817 nucleotides long. The record is from the annotation of a GenBank genome assembly. NCBI's taxonomy places the organism in Eukaryota, Metazoa, Nematoda, Chromadorea, Rhabditida, Rhabditidae.